CUGUCCCUGAAACUGCGAGGUCCUUAUCACCAUCAACAAUACCAUCGGCAUUACCACUAUCGACACUCCCAUUGACAACAAGUGACGGUCAACCUCAAGAACCAACUACAUAUUCUAAACCCCCGGAGAUGACGUCACCGUCCCUAUCAACAUCGCAAUGGUUAUCGACACCGGAUGGAAAAGAAGGUUCAACUACUUUCGAUGGUGCCCCUGAUGGCACGGCUACCCCGACGACACCGCCGCUUACCGAUGUCUUCCUACAGCCUACGAGCCAGGUGUCAACUUCACCGACCAGGGUGACGAUUCAACCCAUCACCGAACCCCAAGAUCCAAUAACCCCGAAUAAAGUCUCAUUGGUUUGUGAUGAGGUGGACCGCACACUCUCUGUUGUGGAAUGUGCCACACCCAAUGAAUGUACCAUCAAUAUCUUCGUGUGUGAUGGGGUCUCUGACUGCAGCGACGGGUCUGACGAAAGUCCAGCCACUUGUCUUGGAGAACCAGCUUGUGAACACGAACCGAAGCUUGUGUGCGAAAAUGGAGGUACAUGCUUAUCGAAACCCAGGACAAGUCAGAAGGUUGCUCACGUCACUUGCCUUUGUGAACUCAACUUCAGAGGAGAGACAUGCCUCGAGGAAGUAGAUCUAACUACCUCGUCAUCUCCGUUAUCACCGACACCGUUGGCUUCGACUUUGUUGUCGAUCUCCCAGUCCGCGGCAUCAACGGUUGAAAAUACUCCCGCAACCGUGUCUGUAACCCAGAACACAGAAGGAACACAAAACACUGUGGUGUCCUUAACGACCGAGAUAACCAGUACAGUAAUAGAGACAUCAAGGGAUAUUGAAGUAUCAUCUUCUCUCACAACAAAUCCCGUCACGAGGACGAUCAGCAAUUCUCCUGCUAUAGAUGAACCUACAACUGAAAAUGCAGAGGUCAUGUCGCCGUCAAAGGAUGUAACAUCUGGAAAAUCGUACACGACAGCAACUGAAGUGGUGACAAGCUAUGACACUGCGUUGACUACAAUAGUGUUUCCUUCCACUUCGCAAGAAUUGACUACAGACACAAAUCCCAUUUCUGAGUCAUCAGGCACAUCUGUCAGCAGAAUCACCACUCCUCUCCCUUUCACAUCAGAUACUGAAACCCAGACAUGGACACCAAAGUCCCCACCCACAUCGGAUAUAACAAUUAUUACUGAGGAUGUGCCACUUGUGUCUGACAUGACCACUGAUCAUCUUACCACAGAAUAUGAAGAAUUUACGAUAAUUACAGAGAUCAUCACCAUCCCGGUGUCCAAUACUGAUGAUGUUACCAAUGUCAAUACGGACACUGCAACUGGUGAAGGGUUGGGGACAGAAUCGAGUGCUAUUACAGAAGUAUCAACCCAACUCCUAUCACUUAGAACAUCCACUAUGAUGAUUCCUACUGUGGAUCCUAGUCAAACAAUCACAUAUUUCGAAAAAGAAAGUACAGAAACAGUAACUACCUUUGAUGAAACCACAGACACAUCAACAACUAAUGAAAGACAAUUAGCAACAGAUUCAGCAACAGAUAUUGGGACUACCGAAAGCACUCUUGGUGAUACAACGAUUUCAGGAGUAGAUGAAUCACAAGCCUACUCUACGUCCACACCGUUUGAAGUAAUUGGUACUCAAAGUGACAUAACUUCUACCAAGGAAAGUUCGGACUACCCGACGACAAUGGAAGGCACUCGUACUUUUGAAAGAGAAACAGAUUACCCAAUGAAGAGAACAACAGAAGCCUCUGGUACUCAAAGUGAUAUAACAGUUAUGGUUUCUGAUGGUAAAACUAGUCACACAGUGGGUAAAGCAACUGAAGCAUCAUCUAGUACUGAAAGUGAUACAACAAUUUACACAAGAAGUACGGAAUACCCAAUGGUUAAAACAACUGAAACCUCAAGUACUCAAAGUGAUGCAUCAAUAUCCUCAGAAGGUACAACAGACUACAAAAUGGUUAAAACAACUGAAGCCUCUACUAUUACAAUCGACACAACAACCGAAAACACCAACACUCACAUUGACAUGUCUUCGGUCACCAGCCUGCAAUCAGCACAUCCGUCUACAACCCAAGCGACUCUCUCAAUUGAAACAACAACUGAACUCAUUACCACACAUGCAGAUACUCAAACAUCAGGACUUGAUCCCACAGAUGACUCAAAAACCCAGAGAACAUCGACAGUGACACUGACGUCAUUAUUAUUGUCUACAUCUGCAAUACAAACAACAGACAGGAAGGCAUCAACAACUGAGGAAGAAGGUGACCAAGGAACACAUUUUGGAAGUACUACAGAUCAAAAUACUGUCACAUCAUCGAGGUUUGAGACCUCAAAAAUAUUUUCAACAACCGACACGUCGUCAUCAACUACCGCUGGCAGAUCAGCCUCGUCCGAGAGAGUCGUGCUGAUAGUAUUAUUAUCAACCGCUGCUGUUAUCGUGUUCUCAAUCGCCUGUCUGAUCCUCGUCGGGUGUUGCAUCGCGAGGAAAUGGCGGGAAAAGAACUUUUAUCCAGAUGAUGAUCAAACACCUCUGAGGUCUCCGCAAACAUAUUCCCAGCAGAGUAAUAGAGGAAAGAAAUACACUUAUGGUCAAAAUCACCAGGAAAACAACAAGCCAAGCUUCGCCCAUCGGUUGAAGCCGUUUCAGUCAACCAAAGUCGAAUACGAGUCCGACUUAACCGACGCACCGUCUCUCUCCUCGCCAUCGCCGACAACACUUUCCAUAAUAAACGACUACUUUGAACAAAUGCACAGUGUCUACAACGGCCUCGAACCUGACGGUAACCGAAACAACUCUACGGAACGACAUUAUGAAGGAACCGAUUUGGGAAGCGAAAGUUUCGAGAUGAGGUUUUUCCCGGAUACCGAGUAUUGGAUGCCGUCAAGCUCAAGUGAUGUGACGGAUAUCCCGUAUUACAUAACCGAUGAUGCACCUCUGCCGGUUUCCCAUGUAUAGAAGUACCAUUGAAUCAGCCGGUAUCACGUGACAAACUAUGGACCAAUCACGCAUUGUAUUUUGGAAAGCAAGUUAAACAAAACAAACACAAACCACGAUACUCUUGCGAUUUCUUGCAAUCACGAUUGUCCAAAAGGUUAAUCUUACCGGUUUCUCAUACCUGAUAACCUACUAUGACAGAAUAUUAGACAUUUGAAAUUAUUAACAAGAAGAAAUAUGAACAAAUUCCUAUGUAUAUAUGGCUGUACAUACCAAAGGACAUGAAGCAGACAAUAUUCUUAAAACAAAUAUUUAGCGCCAUAAUAUUAAGGAUGUGAACCACCGUAAAUAUCAGCGUCAUAGAACGUAGCUUCAUUUUGUGAUGUAUUACUUUUUGUCAUCAUGGUUAUGGUUGUCUUCUUGGUUUAACUUUCAAAAGAAAAAAAAAUCUAAGAGUAAUCAUCGAAUGAUAUCUCACAUUCGACCAGUCACAUGACAGAAUUUUGAUUAGACAAAUAGCAUUUAAUCAUCACUUGAUUUCCAUGGGUCGAGAAGCCAAACUGUUAAGUGCCAUUUGGUUGUUAGAUCAAUCAAUCAAUAAAUUUUGAUUUUUAUAUGCUAUGUAACUACAAGAAUAUUUAUGAGGAGGCUGCACUCUACAAGCUCCGCUUUUUAGCAGCCUCCUCCAUUUCCAACCUGAUAUGUAU
This is a messenger RNA of Lytechinus variegatus (green sea urchin), 3652 nucleotides long. RefSeq lists its product as uncharacterized. Gene Ontology annotation, molecular function: protein binding. The transcript has 5 exons. The record is from RefSeq and is a predicted model, not a curated record. NCBI's taxonomy places the organism in Eukaryota, Metazoa, Echinodermata, Echinoidea, Temnopleuroida, Toxopneustidae. Bases 129 to 2966 code for a protein of 945 amino acids.